Molecule: messenger RNA, 3430 nt
Organism: Rhinichthys klamathensis goyatoka
Lineage: Eukaryota; Metazoa; Chordata; Actinopteri; Cypriniformes; Leuciscidae
Gene: mov10l1
Product: Mov10 like RISC complex RNA helicase 1
Exons: 26
Coding region: 36-3413 (1125 amino acids)
Molecular function (GO): helicase activity
Source: RefSeq, a predicted model, not a curated record
GUGAACGUCAGCUCUGUUUGGUAACAGACAGUAUCAUGGUGAGCGUCGUGCAGUGUUUCAUGUCUAAGCUGCUUUCCCCACUGUGGCGCAGAGCUCAUGAGGAUGAGGAGGAGCAGGAUCUUCACUCUGAGGGUGUAGCGCAGAUCCGGCAGGUGCGGACGGGGGUCGUGACGCAUCUGUGCGCGGAUUAUGGUCUCAUAGAUCAUGCGGUGUAUUUCACAUCAGCAGUUGUGUUAGGAGGAGCCGUGCUGUGUGUGGGAGACUCGGUUCAGGCCCUGGCCGUCCGGGAAGGAGCUCAUGAACAGUGGAGGGCGCUCAGGGUGGAGCUACAGAAGGACAUGUGGGAGAGUGGAGCAUCAGAGGCACUGAAACAGGACUCUGCCAAACCCAGGCCUCUGAUUGGAACAGUGACGUCAUGUGAUCGGGACGGAGGACUUAUAAACCAGACUACGUUUUUCCCACGAUCGGCUCUCUGCGAAGGGUUCGAGCCGAUGAAGGGUGACUGGGUGCUGGCGCAGUAUGUGGUCAGUCCUGCAGAAUGUAGCAGUCAGGCUCAAGCCGUUUCUCCACUGCGCUACCGCCGCAUGGACGGGGUCAGUGUGACGAGGACACAAGGCAACAGUGGCGUCGUGGAAGACAGCGUGUUCUUCAGCCUGGAGUCUCUGAUGGUGCCGUCGGGCUUCAGACCUGCUCGCGGUGACGUGGUGAAUGUGGUGGUGUUGGAGAGCAGUCAGUCGCUCUACUGCUGGAGAGCUCUCUGCAUGACGCCCGUUCAGCACAGUCCAAACCCCUCGGAGCUGCAAAUGCCCGACGCUGAGAUCCACAGUUUGCUGGAGAAUAAGGGUGGGCUUCAGGUCAGCCAGGAAACACACUUUGGGCCUCUCCUACUGGGACACCGCAAGGAGCUGCUGAUCUGGAUCCGAAACACGGGCUCAGAUAGUCACAGGCUGAAGUGCUGUGAGUUUGCAGGAUGGGACUCAGGCCAGCAGUUCUGUCUCGGUUCUGUGUCUCUCAGCAAUGGCAAAACUCAAGACAUGCGUGGUGAAAGCAGGACAGACGGAGAAGAGGCUCAAGCCCUGCGGAUGCUGGAGAUUGAACCCGGAGAGAAGGUGUCCGUGACCAUCAGCUGUCAGGCCAAAACUCUGGGCCGCUCUGCUGAGCUGCUGCUCCUGCACUUCUCCUCGUUCACCAUCGCGAGGCGUCUGGAGGUGUCGGUGAGCUGUGCAGAGGAGAGUCUGCUCAAACCCAGCAUGCCCUACACCGCUCUAACAGCAGUGCCAGCGCAGCCGAAGCCCGUCCAGGUGCUCACGGUCACGGCUCCUCCGGCUCCCCUCAGGCUUACAAGGCGGCAUCUUCCAAACUUCUUGGGGCAGUACGCCGUGCCGCAGGCUCUCAGAGACUGUGUUGAAGCCAAGAGGGACGUGCUGGUUGUCCAGCCGGCUCUGGCAGAGCGCUUGAGUUUGUCGUCUAUGUUGCGCCGUUUCUCUGCUCUUCUGUGGUUGGAGGAGCUGGAGGCUGAGAGGGAGCUCAGAGAGUUCAGCCUCAUCGGCGCCAUCCUCAGGAAGGGAGCGGUAAACUUACACCUGGAGGUGCCAGGACUCACAGAGGGCCGGCCAAACCUCUUCAUUGGUGAUAAAGUGGUUCUGAAGAAACCCUGUAGUGGAGGAAUUGUUCUUGAGUAUAUGUCUUACAUCACAGAGAUCUCAGAAGAUGACGUGAGUUUACGCGUGAAUGCUGAUUUCCAGCACAGUUACCUCGGAGAACCUCUGGACGUGGAGUUCACCUUCAACAGGGUGACCACGAGGAGGUGCCAUUGCGCUUUGGAGCAGGUCAAACAUUUUGGCGACAACAUUUUGUUUCCCAGCAUGCUCGCACAGCAACCGCCCCUGUGGAACGGAGAGUGGGGUCCACAGGAAGAGGAAGAGCAUCUCCCAGAAGAGGUCAAAGAGAAUGGCGCAACCCAAACAAUCAAUGGCUCAUCGUCACUGACAGCGGAGAUGGUGUCUGUGGCCACACAAACUAAAACAGAUUUGACAUUGUCUGCAAAACGCAUCCCAAACCCUGGCCAGUUCUUCAACGUUCAGCUGAAUUCUGCCCAGAAAGAGGCCAUUAAACGGAUUCUGAGUGGAGAAUGUCGACCCACGCCCUACAUCUUGUUUGGGCCUCCUGGCACAGGAAAAACCAUUACACUCAUAGAAGCUAUUCUGCAGGUGCAUCACCGCAUCCCCUGCAGUCGUGUGCUGGUGUGCACCCCGUCUAACAGCGCCGCGGACCUCGUCUGCAUGCGCCUGCACCAGAGCGGACACCUGAACACGGCCAGCCUGGCUCGUGUUAACGCCACCUGCAGGCCAGAAGAGUCUAUGCCAGAGGAGUUGCGUCAGUACGCAAGAGCUGGAGAAGAUAUCCGACAUGCCAGUUUUCAUCGUAUUGUUGUCUGCACUUGUUCUAGUGCUGGAAUGUUCUACCAGAUUGGUCUGCGGGUUGGUCAUUUUACCCAUGUGUUUGUGGAUGAGUCUGGUCAGGCCACUGAACCCGAGACUCUGAUCCCUCUGGGUUUGCUGUCUGAGGCGAGUGGGCAGAUUGUGCUUGCUGGUGAUCCAAAGCAACUGGGGCCAGUGGUGAAGUCGAGACUUGCUGCUGUGUUUGGACUGGGGGUUUCUCUUCUCGAGAGGCUGAUGGGAAAUCCGCUCUACGGCUGCAGCGAGAGAGGCUACAAUCCCCUGCUGGUGACCAAGCUGGUCUAUAACUACCGCUCCCACGAGGCUCUGCUGGAGUUGCCUUCCCGACUCUUCUACGCGGGCGAGCUGUGUGUGCGCUCUCAGAGAGCUGUGGUGGAUGCUCUCUGCCACUGGAACAGACUUCCAACUAAAGGCUUCCCCUUUAUUUUUCAUGGAGUUCGGGGCACUGAGAUGAGGGAGGGCAGUAAUCCAUCAUGGUUUAAUCCCGCGGAGGCAGUGCAGGUCAUGAUGUACUGUUGCCAGCUAGCAAAGAGACUCUACAACCCCAUACCAGCUACAGACAUUGGCGUCAUCGCGCCCUAUAAAAAGCAGGUGGAGAAGAUCCGUGUGCUGCUCCACAAGGUGGGUCUGGGAGAUGUGAAGGUGGGCUCAGUGGAAGAGUUUCAGGGUCAGGAGUUCCUCAUCAUGAUCCUGUCAACGGUCCGGUCCAAUGAGUCCUUGCUGAAUGAAGAACUGCAAAACGUGCUGGGAUUUCUCUCCAACCCAAAGCGUUUCAAUGUUGCCAUUACACGAGCCAAAGCUCUCCUCAUUGUUAUCGGAAACCCACACAUUUUAAUCAAGGACCCGUGCUUCAGUGCUUUGCUGCAGUACUCGCAUGAUAACCGAGCGUUCGUGGGCUGUGACCCUCCAGUGAGUCUACGGGCCUCUUCAAGGAUUCUCCCCGAAGAAACCUAGACAUCACUCUGACCAGC